Messenger RNA from Aricia agestis (brown argus), 1246 nucleotides. RefSeq lists its product as uncharacterized. The record is from RefSeq and is a predicted model, not a curated record. The coding region runs from base 89 to 1246 and encodes 385 amino acids. Lineage: Eukaryota; Metazoa; Arthropoda; Insecta; Lepidoptera; Lycaenidae. Gene Ontology annotation, molecular function: protein binding. The transcript has 10 exons.
UAGUGAUCUGCGGCAGUGAUCAGUCGUAUUGAGUGAGUCCAAUUACUCGUACUGCUUGCUGUGUGCCGAGCUCUGUCUCAAGUGCGACAUGGAGACUACAGACAACAAAGACACGAGUGAAGCAGAGGGCUUGGCUGGUGUUCGGCUGGUCGUGCUAAACCUGCCGGAGGAUGAGGGCGAAGGUCUGGGGUUCCGCCUCACCAGGACCACGUGGGAUCCUUAUCCCUGGGUUCGUGACGUAAGUGCCGGGUCUCGUGCGGAGCGGUGCGGACUGCGCGCGGGCGACUGCGUGCUGCAGGCUGACGGCCGAGACCUGCUGGGGAUGCCGAUCGGUGAGGUGGCGGCGCUGAUCCGCGGGGACGGCGCGGCGCGCGGCGUCACCCUGUGCGUGUGGAGCUGCGGCGUCGACCCUCACGACGACCCAGAGCUGCUAUGGAGUUGUGGUGGCGGUGCGCGCGGCGAGCGAGCGCGGCGCGCUCUGGCGGGCGUGGUGCGCGCGCUGGCGUGCUGCGUGUGUGCCGCCACCGCUACGCAUGCGCUCGCCUGUGCGCGCUCGCAUCUUUAUUGCUCAGCUUGUUGGAGCAGACUCCAAAGAUGCGCAUUGUGCAGAGAGAGCUUGCCACCGAAGGAUUCCCCGUAUGCGAAAAACUUGGUCGCCGAGCAGGUAUUUGAAGCCAUAGCUGCGGAGUACGAGUUAAAAUCUGCCCUACGCCCGACGAAGACCACGUCAGCGUACAACUCCCCCAACCGGUCCCCGGCCAUGUCUCCGACGACUAGCCGCCGGGGCCAGUACCAGAUAUCCGCCAUAAAGAACAGGAGACCAGACUUUGCCUCCGAUCCCAACAUCAACAGAACUAGAGAAACUGCCACAAAUUCCACACAAACAGGAGAUUCUAGCGCUGGCAACACGAGCUGUCAAUGUCAAAAAGCAACGGAAAGUGCAAAUGCAAACAGUCCACACGUCUGCCAAAGCCUGCUUCAACAUAAAUUGGUGGCCAGAUUACGCCAAGCCUGCUCCCUCGCUGACCUUCAAAACGCAACAGUUCAAAGCUGUGCUCUGUCAAAAUCAUUGAAUAAUAUAAAUUUAAAUGAAAAUUGCCCCAUCCACUCGCAUGGUAGUUCAAUAGACGAUCUAAAGGCUGGUAAUACCGGAAGCUGUGACAGUAUAAAUAACAACGACACUCCUAUAUUCGUGUUAUCUCCUCCACCUAUAUACGUUUUGUCUUGUGAACACGGCAAAAUAUAG